AUGGACUGUUGCCUUUCUUACAGCAAACCCAGAUUCUCUUUUCCAGCCCUGCCGUCGAUUCACAGUCGUCCAAUCAAUUUGGGAACUGACCGGAGGCAGUUGGUUGCGGUUGCUUGUAGAUACAAUAGUAGUAGCAGCAAGUGUGAGUUUGGCGGUUUGAACACGCCGCUUGAGCCGAAGACAGCGGCUGGGAGGUUCUUGAGUGGCGUAUUGCUGAAUGAUCGGGAGUACUUUCACGUUGCUGUUAGGAAUCAGUUGAAACAGCUGGUGGCUGACAGGGAUGAAGCCGUGGCUCGUGCCGAGUUCAGCUUGGGCUCUGAUGUAGCUUCCCUCCAUAGGUUGGUGUUCAAUUAUUUUCUUUUAUCUUUUCUUCUUUGCUUAUGGUAA
This is a messenger RNA of Fraxinus pennsylvanica, 387 nucleotides long. Lineage: Eukaryota; Viridiplantae; Streptophyta; Magnoliopsida; Lamiales; Oleaceae. The record is from the annotation of a GenBank genome assembly.